GUCUUUCCUAGGUGCCACAGCUGGUAAAUGGUGGAUAAUGGUAAAUAUGGAUUCUGGCCUUCCAGCUCCUGAGCCUGGACUCUGAGCCCCUCUGAGUCUGUCUCAUCCUUCUCUCCAGCUGCUCUGGCCAUGGACCAGCCAGCUGGCCUGCAGGUGGACUACGUCUUCCGGGGUGUGGAGCAUGCCGUGCGGGUGGUGGUGUCUGGACAGGUGCUAGAGCUGGAGGUAGAGGACCGGAUGACAGCCGACCAGUGGCGGGGCGAGUUUGAUGCCAGCUUCAUCGAAGAUUUGACUCACAAGACAGGGAACUUCAAACAGUUCAACAUCUUCUGUAACAUGCUGGAGUCGGCCCUCACUCAGAGCAGUGAGUCGGUCACCCUAGACCUGCUCACCUACACGGACCUGGAGUCCCUGCGGAACCGCAAGCUGGGGGGCCGCCCAGGCCCCUUGGCCUCGAGAUCGGCCCAGCUCAACUCCAAGCGUUACCUGAUCCUCAUCUACUCCGUGGAGUUUGACAGGAUUCACUACCCGCUGCCCCUCCCGUACCAGGGCAAGCCGGACCCUGUGGUCCUGCAGCGCAUCAUCCGCUCGCUGAAGGAGGAGCUGGGCCGCCUCCGAGGGCUGGAUGGCCAGGAUGCUCGGGACACCCGGGAGACGGAGAUCUGGCACCUGCGGGAGCAGGUGUCGCGCUUGGCAUCGGAGAAGCGCGAGCUGGAGGCCCAGCUGGGCCGAUCUCGUGAGGAGGCGCUGGCCGGGCGGGCGGCGCGCCAGGAGGCCGAGACGCUGCGCGCGCUCGUGCGCGGCCUGGAGCUGGAGCUGCGGCAGGAGCGCGGCCUCGGGCACCGCGGGGCCGGCCGCCGCAGCCAGGAUUGCCGCCGCCUGGCCAAGGAGCUGGAGGAGGCGAAGGCGUCGGAGCGGAGCCUGCGCGCCCGGCUGAAGACGCUGAAUGGCGAGCUGGCCGUGUACAAGAGGGGGAGACGGACUCCGCCGGUGGUGCCGCCCGCGGCCCGGGAGGAUCGGGCCUCGCCGUCCCGGGAGCGCUCCAGGUCGCGUGGCCGCGGCGCCGCCCGCUCCUCCUCCCGGGACAGUCAGGCGGGUCACCGGCCCUGGCUGGGACCCCCAGGGGCGCAGCAUCGCCCUUCCCCACAUUAGCUGGGCGCACAGGCGGGCGUCUCCCCCCCGCUCCCCAGGCAGCAGCAGCAGCGGAACCGACUGGGCAGCGGAGGAAGCGGGGACGGUCCGUCCAUCUCCUGGUCUCGCCAGACCCGGCCUCCCGCUGCCGUGACCGGCCGAGGGGACGCGGCCAACCGCUCCCGGAACCGCAGCUCCUCGGUGGACAGUUUCCGCAGCCGCUGCUCGUCCGCCAGCUCCUGCAGCGAGUUGGAAGAUCUCCCGGAAUCCCUCCCGAGAGGGGGCGCUGGCCGCCGCGGGAAGCCUCCCAGACCCCCCACCUGGAGCGGGUCCAACAGGAAGUCCAGCCCCGUGGAACGCGGCCGCCAUCAGAGACGCCUGGCCAGUUCGGGGGGCUGGGUCCCCAUCAAAGAGUACAGCUCCCACCACCAGGCGGCCGACAGGGCGGAACUAGACGCCGGCCUGAAGGCCCUGCAGGAGUACAUGAUCCGCCUGGACACGCGGUCGUGACCCCAGAG
This is a messenger RNA of Ceratotherium simum simum (southern white rhinoceros), 1649 nucleotides long. The record is from RefSeq and is a predicted model, not a curated record. NCBI's taxonomy places the organism in Eukaryota, Metazoa, Chordata, Mammalia, Perissodactyla, Rhinocerotidae.